Messenger RNA from Synchiropus splendidus (mandarinfish), 2336 nucleotides. RefSeq names its product ADP-ribosylation factor-like 14 effector protein (gene arl14ep). The record is from RefSeq and is a predicted model, not a curated record. The transcript has 3 exons. Gene Ontology annotation, cellular component: intracellular membrane-bounded organelle. NCBI's taxonomy places the organism in Eukaryota, Metazoa, Chordata, Actinopteri, Syngnathiformes, Callionymidae. Bases 110 to 1117 code for a protein of 335 amino acids.
GUUAGGUUUUUCAACACCUAACAGAUGAGGUCUGUUAGGUCUAUUUUCGCGACUAUAAGGCGCCCUUAGAAGUCUUAAAAUUUCUCCACAAUGGACGGGGCGCCUUAUAAUGUGGUGCGCCGGAGAGCGGUUCCUGAUUCUGUGGUGGUUAGGCCGUGUUAGAGGACUGCGUGAAAACGUGAAAGGGGGAAGUGUGUGCGUGAAAGAGGGCGCCAGAGCCACGCCCCCAGUAUCUGCGUCAUGCCGAACAACAUCGGCUCAGUUACGGAAAAUGGCCCCAGCGAAGAGACACGCGUACGAAGCGCAGUUUAAACUGCAAACUAUCAGCUACGCGGAGGAACAUGGGAAUCGAGCAGCCGCGAGAGAAUUCGAGAUCAACGAAUCCAUGGUUCGCAACUGGAGGACGCAGGAAACCGAGCUUCGCCAAGUCAAGAAGACGACGCGGAGUUUCCGCGGGAACAAGGCGAAGUGGCCCGAGCUGGAAGACCGACUCGAGCAAUGGAUUGUUGAUCGCAGGACAGCUGGGGGGAGCGUCUCUACAGCCACCAUUCGACUGAGGGCAAUAACGCUCGCAGAAGAGAUGAAGAUAGAAGACUUUCAGGGAGGUGGUUCUUGGUGCUUUCGUUUCAUGAAACGGCGCCAGAUCUCCAUCCGGGCAGGGACUCCCGUAGCGCAGCAGCGUCCAGCGGAUUCCAAGCAAAAGCUGGCCAUCUCCCGCUCACACGCCAGAGAAAAGAUUGCCGACAAACACAUCAAGCCCAACCACAUCACCAACAUGGCCGAAGUGCCGCUCACUUUUGACAUCGCGCUGACUCACAUUGUCGAGAAGAAGGGGACCAGCGCGGUCGCGGGCGGAAGAGGUGGACGUGGAGGAAAGCAGCAAUCAGACAGGCAAAACCUCAACAAGAGUCGGGUGUAUGACAACAAGGGCCGACUGCUUUCCAAUGGCAAGGACAUGUGUGACUGUUUGGACAUCGACUGCAUGGGCUGCUUUAACCCCUGUCCAGAGUGCGGCUCACGGAAGUGUGGGGUCGAGUGCCGCUGUGACCGGAAGUGGCUGUAUGAGCAGGUGGAAGUGGAAGGCGGUGCCAUCAUCAGGAACAAGUUUGCCUUUUAGCUUCCCUGCUCAUGGCAAAAAGGACUACAAAACGAACUAUCUUUUUAUUUUACUUCGCUGUGUCACAUUUGUUUCCUUCUUAUCCAUUUUUAUUGGCGUAAUAAAUGCUUGAUUUGUCUUAGUUUAUUUUUGCUUUGAUGUGCUUUUUUUGUUUCACAAGAAUGGGUUGGACAGAUUGUCGUUUCAUGCUACUUUUGUUUUGAAAGUUUCGUUGUUUCGGAAAUGUUUUUUGGCAAAGAAGCAGCAUAUUUUAAGUAGUGACUAAUUUCCUAUAUCAUCAUCUGUUUUGCGGUAAAUAAUGAUAAUAAUUAUUAACCAUAAUGGCAGAUAAAAUAAAUGCAGAAUGCCAUAUCAGUGCUGCCACAAAAAUAACUUCAUUUUAAUAACUCACUUCUUGCUCUAGUAUAUCUUGUUUUAGAAAUAUUGUCUUUAAACAAGUAUUCUAACCUUAGUGCAAUGAAUUUAUCACAUUCUCAUUCAUGUUGAUACAGUUCCAUGUCUGAACCAGGAAGUUAACUUUAUUGUCCGUACGGUAUUGCUGGUUGUUUGCAUCAUAAAACAAGUCAUUUAUAAAAGUUCUGAAGUCUUGUGGGAUUGUCCCUUAUAACUUCCUAAUGACCUUCCACAAAAGUUUUUCUCUCUUGGCUUUGGUUUCUUCCACUGAGUUGCCAGACAACGCCAAUGAUUUACUGGCUAAUUUAAACAUGUGAAAUGUGAUCUGAAUGCAGAGUCUGUUUGAUUGCAUUAAUCUCAGGUUGUACUGCAGGCUGCCGGGAACAGGAUGACACUGCAGUUUAUCACUGGUCAAGAAAAAAAAAACUCUUAAAACUGCUUAGAAUGUCUUUUCUUAAUGUGGACAAUCUGCUGUCCUUUGGCUCGGUUACAGGAUUUUAUUUUUCUGCGUCAUACAAAAAGUAGAAGCUCAGAGACUCGACUUCCAUUUUUAAAUAUUAUUGCUAUUUCAACUUCUGAAAGUAAUUACCAGGUAUUCGACAAUGGAGUCCACUGCACACAGAUUUGGACCCAGUGAAGAGAGAUUUGACCAUUUUGGUGCUGUAUUUUUAAUGAAUGGACCGCAAAUUGAACUGGCCGAUUGGGGUCUUGAAUGGUUGAUUUUUGGGAGCUGUGAUUUGGAUUUUUCAAGGUAAAAAAAUAAAGACAUUAUUGUCCCUUUUGUCAAAUGUUUUAAUUUGAAUUACACUUCUGCUCUUAUCACUUU